This is a messenger RNA of Owenia fusiformis, 3906 nucleotides long. The record is from the annotation of a GenBank genome assembly. NCBI's taxonomy places the organism in Eukaryota, Metazoa, Annelida, Polychaeta, Sabellida, Oweniidae.
AUGCCCGCCUCAAGAAGGGGUUUAGUGGCCCCGCAAAAUACAUUCCUAGAGAAUAUUAUUCGGCGAAGCAGUGGAUCACAUAGCUGCUUUCUGCUGUCCAAUGCUCGUAUUCUGGAUUACCCAAUCGUGUAUUCUAAUGAUGGCUUCUGCAAGUUGUCAGGCUACAAUAGGGCAGAGAUAAUGCAGAAGAGCUCCACGUGUACGUUCAUGGUUGGGGAUCUUACGGACAAAGACACCAUGAAAAAAAUUGAUAAAGCAUUUGAAGAUCAGGAACAAAUACAAGUGGAAAUAUUGCUGUAUAAAAAGAAUAGGACGCCACUAUGGCUAUUGCUACACAUUGCCCCCAUCAAAAACGAGAAGGACGCGGUGGUUCUCUAUCUAUGCACAUUCCGAGAUAUCACCGCCCUAAAGCAGCCCAUCGAAGAAGACAAUGGGAAAAGUAUGAACCCCGUGAAUUUGAGCAAGUUUGCUCGUCUGGCAAGGUCAGUGACGCGGAACCGGUCGGUGCUCCUACAGUUUUCUUCGCAGGUGCCCACCCCAAACACAAAAGCAAUAGAUUCCAAACCUUCACAGAUAGCAAGUAUGAUGAACCUGACCUCAGAUGCCCUGCCCCAAUACAGACAGGAGACACCAAAGACGCCUCCACACAUCAUCCUCCAUUACUCAGUGUUCAAGGCAACGUGGGACUGGGUCAUUCUUAUGCUUACCCUCUACACGGCAGUUAUGGUUCCUUAUAACGUGGCUUUCAAAAAUAAACAAAUGGACGAUGUUCCUCUACUGGUCGCGGACAGUAUAGUAGAUGUCAUAUUCUUCAUUGAUAUCAUCUUGAACUUCCACACGACAUUCGUUGGGCCUAACGGUGAGGUUGUCUCAGACCCUAAGAUCAUCAGGAUGAACUAUUUGAAGAGUUGGUUUGUGAUUGACCUACUCUCUUGUCUCCCUUAUGACGUCUUCAAUGCUUUCCAACACGUCGAAGAACAUAUCAGCAGUUUAUUCAGUGCAUUGAAGGUUGUCCGUCUCCUACGUUUGGGUCGUGUGGCACGUAAACUUGACCAUUAUCUGGAAUAUGGUGCUGCUGUCCUUGUACUGCUGAUUGUAAUGUUUGUUGUUAUUGCUCACUGGUUCGCUUGUAUAUGGUACAGUAUAGGAUACGCCGAGGCCUCCACUCAAACCCCCCUACACUAUGGCUGGCUCUGGAGACUGAGCACCCUAGUGAAUAAGAACUAUACUGGAAUUAAUAACAUAACUAAGGAAUUGAUUGGCGGCCCGGGGAAGGGAGAGACAUACUGCACUGCCCUCUAUUACACACUGUCCUGUAUGACCAGUGUGGGAUUUGGAAAUGUAUCCGCCAACACAGAGUUAGAGAAGAUCUUCUCGAUAUGCAUGAUGAUUCUUGGAUCAUUACUUUAUGCUACCAUAUUUGGUAACGUUACAACGAUUUUCCAACAGAUGUACUCUACUAGUGCAAGAUAUCAUGAUAUGUUGAACAACGUUCGAGAGUUCAUGAAGACAAAUGAAAUCCCUAAGUCCUUAUCCGAGCGUGUCACUGAUUACGUAGUGUCCACGUGGGCGCUCUCUAAAGGCAUUGACACAGCCAAGGUGUUAAAUUACUGUCCAAAAGAUAUGAAGGCAGAUAUAUGCGUACACCUGAAUAGGAAGGUGUUCAACGAGCACCCUGCGUUCAGAUUAGCCAGUGAUGGAUGUCUCCGUGCCCUCGCCAUGCACUUUACCAUGAGCCAUAGUGCCCCGGGGGACCUCCUGUUUCAUCAGGGAGAGAGUCUGGAUGCCUUGUGUUUCAUUGUCAGCGGUUCCCUAGAAGUCAUUCAGGAUGACGAAGUGGUUGCCAUUUUGAGUAAAGGCGAUGUGUUCGGGGACUGUUUCUGGAAGGAGAACUCAAUUGGGCAAUCAACGGCGAAUGUCAGGGGAUUGACGUACUGUGAUCUCCAUAUUAUAAAGCGAGAUCGAUUGAUUGAAGUCUUGGAAUUCUACCAUGCAUUUUCCAACUCGUUCGCCCGCAAUCUUACGCUAACCUACAACCUUAGGCAUAGGUUGAUAUUCCGUAAAGUGUCAGAUGUAAAGCGCGAAAAGGAAUUGAUGGAAACCAGGAAAAACGACCCACCUUUGGAGUUACACAAUGACCACCCUGUUAGAAAGUUAAUCUCUAGAUUCAGGAAGAUUAGUGACAAUAAAACCACUUUGGGCGUUCCUGGUGACGCAGAGAGAGGAGAUAGUCGGGCCUCUAGCGCUAAUAGCGAGGAUAGAAGCACGCCACUUCUAUCUAAUAUAGCUGAAAACGCAUCAAAAUCUAUGCCCAUUAAACGUAACGGUGGGCUCAGCAAGUGGGGGAAAUUAAUGGGCGGUGGUGGUGGUGGAGCUAAGACCACCACGGAGGAUGAGGUAACAAAGGAUAAUGCAGUCAAUGCUAAAAAGGAGGAGGUCAAAGAGGCUGCAGCAAAACCUGCACCGAGACCAGCUAUGUCAAAAUGGGGGAAGAUGUUUGGAAACAAAACGGAUACUCAGACAACAACGAUAGAUGAAUCUGAGGAAGAACCCAAACCUAAGCCAUCGAUACUGAAGCCAACAAAACCUAAUCAUGAUAUUAAAAGUAACCUUAAAAAGACUGAUUCAACCGACAGUGGUAUACUGCGGAGUGAUCAGAAGUUAGAUCAGCUGAGUGGAUUGGACACCGAUGAUCAUUCUACCAAUGCUGAUAAUCAUAGUCGUGAUAUGUUCUCAGCAAAUAGCACACUCUCUGCCUCUGAACAACAGCUAAUAACAUCGUUAUAUGAUAUCAAACUUGAAAUUAAGGAUGAGAUCGAAUCACUUAAUAACAAAAUGAGUAAAAUAGAUGGCCAUAUAGGUGAUAUUCUAAAGAUGUUUUCUCAAAACUCAUCGCCUUAUUCGUCAUCUGUUCAGAGUUCAAUAAGCUCUCGUGUCAAUUCUUCAAACAAUAGUACAGGAAGUAAUAGUAUAACUGCUUCACCGAGACAUGGACUUAAUGCCUCCCCGUAUCAUAGCAGUGCAGGGGACUCGGAAGCUCGUAUUACCCCUAUAGAAACGACGCCAAGAGACACAGGAACCAGUAGAGUAACUCCGCCGCCUGAUAAGGGUAAACGGAAAGGCUCGGCGGGAUCAAAUGGGUCGAGUAGCUCUAGAAAAGGUUCGGCUGGUACAGGCAGGAUGUCCCCAAGGGUAGCACCUGCCCCAGAGGGCCCUACCCCAGACACUAGACAUUCAAAAGUUAAAAAGGACUCUGGGAUGAAUGCUAGAAUGAAGGACGCUAAAACUAGAUUGAAUCGCGCUUCGAGUGUUUUGAAGGAAGAUGACCAAAGUGCUACCAGAGUAGUUGGGCCGCUUGAUGAUAAAAUUAAUAUUAAAGACAUGGAUUUAGAUAUUUUAUAACAAGAGUAUAUACUUGGAUGUGUAUGGUUUACACAGACAAAUUUAUAACGUGUAUAUAAUAUCGAUAUAUAUAUAUAUUUCAAAUGUAUAUAAAGUUCAUUUAAGAUCUGCACCUUUGUUUAGAGAAUGACUUCAAGACGUGCAAUAAGAGGUUUCUUUUAGGAAUUAUGCAAUAUCAUAUUGUAUAAUACACGAAUCACGUGAAUUAUAACGCAUAGCCUAUGGUCACAAAUGUGUAUCUACGCAAAAAUCUGAUUCUUCAAGCUGGAUAUCUAAUCUUUGAGAAUGGGAAAUUCAUUAGUGAACGUUCGACGUGGUGAGUGGCUCUGAUCUCGAGAUGAAAUAGGAACAUAUAGUGGUAACUUUUGAAUUCAACGUGAUAUGGUUAACGACAGGUUCAUGUCACAAAUCUUAUAGGCCAAUCAUGCAUAUAACAGUUUCUAUAAUAGCCUCUAAGUUCUCUACCCUUGUAUUCGCGAAUGCAACUUUCGGCUGUCGGCUACC